Messenger RNA from Eimeria mitis, 1575 nucleotides. RefSeq lists its product as uncharacterized. The record is from RefSeq and is a predicted model, not a curated record. NCBI's taxonomy places the organism in Eukaryota, Apicomplexa, Conoidasida, Eucoccidiorida, Eimeriidae. Gene Ontology annotation, molecular function: ATP binding.
AUGAGGGUACCACGGCCCCUGCUGCAGCCUGUGCUGCUGCUGCUGCUGCCGCUGCUGCUGCAGCUGCUGCUGCCUCUUGCUGCUCUCCCCUUCUCGGUAGCAUCAGCAGCAGAAACACACAAAUCUCUCUUUCUUCCUUUCUCUCUAACUCAACAGAACAAUGCAGCAGGCAAACUGCAGCAAAUAGCGCCUCACAGCAGCAGCAACCUGCUGCAGCUGCUGCAGCAGCACAAGCAGCAGCAGCAGCAGCAGCAGCAGCAGCAAGAGGAAGCAGAGUUAAUUCCCUCCUCUUUUAUUAUGCCCCAUAGAGGCCUCCACUUGAAUAUAGCUCGCUAUGGUCCUCAGCAGCAGCAGCUGCAGCAGCAGCUGCAGCGGCAGCAGCAGCUGCAGCAACGUCAUCGUCAGCAGCAGCUGCAGCAGCAACUGGAGCAGCAGCGACGACAGCAGCAGCUGCAGCAGCAGCAGCGACAGCAGCAGCAGCGUUUACGUCUUGGUGAGAUAUACGGAAAGCUAAGAGACAGAACAGCUAGACAGACUCCUCCUGCUGCUGCUGCUGCUGCUCCUGCUGCUGGCGUUAUGGGGCGGCUGCUGCACCGAGCUCACCUCCGCAAGCUGCCGGCGCUGCAGCAGCAAAUAUCUCCUGCUGCAGCAGCAGGUCCAGCAGCAGCAGCAGCAGCAGCUCUAGCAGCAGCAGCAGCAGCAGCAGCAGCAGCACAGGCGCCCGCAGAGCCGCCGCGUCUAUACACCCCGCAGCAGCAGCAGCAGCAGCAGCAGCAGCAGCAGCAAGAAGAGCAGCAGCAGCAGCAGCAGCGUCUGCUACGUUUAUCCCCAGAAGCAAAACAGCAGCAGCAAGAGUAUCCUCCUGUUGGUGGUGGUUUGGGCUUAGGUGCGCUGCGUAUAGGGGCCCCCCGGGGGGCCCCCCCUGCAGCAGCAGCAGCAGGAACAACAGCAGCAGCAGCAGCAGAAGAAGAAGCCCUUCCUGCUGCAGUGCCAGCACCGCCAGCAGCAGAGCAGCAACGAAUAUUAACUAAAGUAAAGGAGGAGACAGUGGCGGUGAUGCGACGAAAUAUGCAGCAAAAGGCUGAAGACAAAGCAGCAGCAGCAGCAGCAGCACGAGCAGCAGCAGCAGCAGGAAGACAACAACAGCAGCAGCAGCAGGAUUUUCUGCUGCAGCAGCACCCUGUUGAGGCCAUAGCACACGAAGCAUUAGUAACGAUGAGCGGCAGCAGCAUAAAAGAUGAAAUAAUAAUAAAAAACAUAACCGACCCCAUCAGCAGCAAGCUGCUGCUGCGCAGCUGCAGGCUAAAGGAGCUCAGAAUACUGGGGGUGGGGGGCACAGGCCUGGUGCUGGCUGUUGGUGUUGUUGACGAUGCAGCAGCAGCAGCACUAGGGGCCCGGGAGCUAGCGAUGAAGCUUAUGUAUGAUUACGUACCAGGGCUGCAGCAGCUGCAGCAGCAGCUGCAGCAGCAGCAGCAGCAGCAGCAGCAGCAGCAGUUGCAGCAGUUGAAGCAGCAGCAGCAGCAGGUUAUGCAAGCUGCUAGCAGCAGCAGCAGCAGCAGCAGUUGCAGCAGUUGA